Molecule: messenger RNA, 1501 nt
Organism: Antrostomus carolinensis (chuck-will's-widow)
Lineage: Eukaryota; Metazoa; Chordata; Aves; Caprimulgiformes; Caprimulgidae
Gene: CDK19
Product: cyclin dependent kinase 19
Exons: 7
Biological process (GO): protein phosphorylation
Cellular component (GO): cytosol; nucleus
Molecular function (GO): ATP binding; protein serine/threonine kinase activity
Source: RefSeq, a predicted model, not a curated record
AUAUUUGGGCAAUUGGUUGCAUAUUUGCUGAACUAUUGACUUCGGAACCUAUAUUUCACUGUCGUCAGGAGGACAUCAAAACAAGUAAUCCUUUUCAUCAUGAUCAGCUAGAUCGCAUUUUCAGUGUAAUGGGAUUCCCUGCAGAUAAAGAUUGGGAAGACAUAAGGAAGAUGCCAGAAUAUCCAACUCUUCAGAAAGAUUUCAGGAGAACAACAUAUGCCAAUAGUAGCCUCAUAAAAUACAUGGAGAAACACAAAGUCAAGCCUGACAGCAAAGUUUUCCUUUUGCUUCAGAAGCUUCUUACUAUGGACCCAACAAAGAGAAUUACCUCAGAGCAGGCUUUGCAGGACCCCUACUUUCAAGAGGAUCCUCUGCCUACAUCAGAUGUAUUUGCUGGCUGUCAGAUUCCAUACCCUAAAAGAGAAUUCCUCAAUGAAGAUGAACCUGAAGAGAAAGGGGAUAAGAAUCAACAGCAGCAGAACCAACAUCAGCAGCAAACAGCACCUCAGCAGCAGCCGCAGGCAGCGCCGCAGCAGCCGCAGCCGCAGCAGCAGAACAGCACCCAGACCAACGGGACGGCCGGGGGCGCUGGCGCCGGAGGAGGGGGCGCGGGCACAGGACUCCAGCACAGCCAGGACUCCAGCCUCAACCAGGUGCCUCCGAACAAGAAACCACGCAUAGGGCCUUCAGGCACUAACUCAGGCGGGCCUGUCAUGCCUUCAGAUUAUCAGCACUCCAGCUCACGCCUGAGUUACCAAAGCAACAUUCAGGGAUCUUCUCAGUCCCAGAGUACAAUGGGCUAUUCCACGUCGUCUCAGCAGAGCUCCCAGUAUCACCAAUCUCAUCAGUCUCACAGGUACUGAGGGGGCUAACAGACUGCACUCAGAAAGGAAUGGACUAAAAACCAGAAGACUCCAGCAAUAUGAAGUUCAUAACGAUGAGAAGAACCAAAAAUACAAACUAUGAUGCAGAUUUAAAAUUCACGAUGACAAAAGGAAAGCUUCACUCACUGAAGACUUCCCUCUGCCCCCAUGUCCCCGUCCCUUUAUUGCCAUAAAGGAGAUUCUCGUGAAGUUUUCCUUCCUCUCUGCCCUUGCAUGUGCUCCAUUGUGGUUACUCUAAUGAACCCUUCUGAUCUGAACCCAGCACUUAACUUCUUUAACCUUUGGAAUUUUGAAGGAUUCCUGGUGCACCUUCCUUAUGCUGUAGUGAUUGCCAUAAAUCUGUCUUUUCAAUCUCUUUGAUGGGAUUUUAAAGUUUUAAAAUCUUGAACUCCCAGGCUUUCAAGCUUGUAUAUAGUUAGUUUUAUACUAGGCAAACCAGUUUAGCUAUACAGGUAUAUUGCACCUUUUUAAAGCACUAUGUUAUUUUCACAGGAUAUUACUGUUUUGCUCAUGGAUGUCAAGAACAGCAAAAUUUUACUGUUCCAGAGUAUUUUACUAUUCUGUUUUUAUUAGUCUAGUUUUCAGGCGAGGUCUUAAAAAUAAUAAUUAAAAAAAAA